Molecule: messenger RNA, 1944 nt
Organism: Thlaspi arvense
Lineage: Eukaryota; Viridiplantae; Streptophyta; Magnoliopsida; Brassicales; Brassicaceae
Source: the annotation of a GenBank genome assembly
AUGAUCCUUGCUCUGUUCUGCCGUACUGAAAACUCCGAUGGCAAGCUGAUUAUGGAAGGAUCCGCCGGGUUGAUGAAUGGUUUCACGACGUUAACAAACACCAAGAAGCACGCCUAUGGUCAAGCCUUCGAGGAAGAUCCGUUGCCAUUCAAGAAUCCCAUUGAUGGUACCGUGACUUCUUUCUCUAUCACCUUCUUCUUUGCUAUCGUCCCUGAGCACAGACACAAAGGCUCUCACGGUAUGGCCUUUGUGAUCUCUCCCACGAGAGGCAUCCCAGGUGCAUCCGCCGAUCAGUACUUAGGCAUCUUCAAUCAUGCAAACAACGGAAACAGCUCCAAUCAUGUCGUCGCCGUGGAGCUCGAUAUUCAUAAAGAUGAUGAAUUUGGUGACAUUGAUGAUAACCAUGUUGGUAUCAACAUAAACGGAAUGAGAUCUAACGUAUCUGCUCCUGCUGGUUAUUAUGAUCCAAAGGGUCAGUUCAAAAAACUUUCUUUGAUCAGUGGAAAUCUACUCCGAGUCACGAUUUUGUAUAGCAAGAAGGAGAAACAGCUUAGUGUCACCUUGUCACCAGCAGAGGAGGCUAAUAUACCAAAGCGGCCGCUUCUUUUGCUGAACCAAGAUCUGUCUCCUUAUCUCUUAGAGGAAAUGUAUGUCGGCUUUGCAGCCUCUACAGGGGCAAUUGGAGCAAUACAUUACAUGUGGAUGUGGCAUGUCUCUCUCUCCUAUAUGGUUCCGAACUUAGACUUUGGGAUACCGACGUUUCCUCCAUAUCCCAAGACAAAAUCUCAAGUAAUUCGGAUUGUUUUGGUGACCUGCUUGGCAUUGGCUCUCUUUGCUGCGCUGGUUGCAUCAGCUGUAAGUCUCUUCUUAUAUAGGAGACACAAAAUGGUUCAGCAGGUUCUAGAGGAAUGGGAGAUUCAGUGUGGACCUCACAGGUUUACUUACAAGGAACUCUUUAAAGCCACGAAGGGUUUCAAACAACUUCUAGGCAAAGGAGGUUUUGGUCAGGUCUUUAAAGGCACGCUUCCAGGUUCCGAUGCAGAGAUUGCUGUUAAAAGCGUUUCUCAUAAUUCAAGUCAAGGAAUGCGUGAAUUCUUGGCCGAGAUUUCGACUAUUGGUCGUCUUAGACACCCUAAUCUAGUCAGGCUUCUCGGUUAUUGCAGGUACAAAGAAGAGCUCUACUUGGUUUAUGACUUUAUGCCCAAUGGAAGCCUUGACAAGUACCUCUACGGCGGAUCAGAUGAAGAACAGCUCUCAUGGACUCAACGUUUCAAGAUCAUCAAAGACGUUGCAUCUGCGCUCUCCUAUCUCCAUCACGAAUGGCUACAAGUAGUGAUUCAUAGAGACAUUAAGCCAGCAAAUGUCCUGAUUGACGACAAGAUGAAUGCAAGUCUUGGAGAUUUCGGAUUGGCUAAGCUAUAUGAUCAAGGGUAUGAAGCUCAGACCUCUAGGGUAGCUGGAACAUUCGGGUAUAUGGCACCAGAGCUCAUGAGAACCGGAAGACCAACCACCGGAACAGAUGUUUACGCAUUUGGUGUAUUUAUGCUUGAAGUUUCUUGCGGUAGAAAACUGUUUGAGCCAAGAGCGGAGCCCGAAGAGGUCGUUCUUGCGGAUUGGGCGAUCAAUCGUUGGGAAAACGGUGAUAUUGUAGAGGCGGCUAAUGAAAGAAUCCGACAAGAUCAUGAUAAGGGACAGCUUGAGCUUGUUCUGAAGCUAGGAGUGUUAUGUUCGCACCAGGCUGAAGAGGUUAGGCCGGAUAUGGCUACGGUGGUUAAGAUCUUGGGCGGAGUUUCUGAGCUUCCGGAUAAUCUGCUUGAUAUUGUUAGAACCGAGAAGUUGGGAAAAUGGUACGAGACAUACGGAAACGUGCUUGAUACGGAGAUGACAAUGGGAUCUGCAGGUAACUUGACCAUCACGGAACCGAUGACUUCCGUUGGGAGGUAA